UAGUUUUAUACAAUCAGUUGAGUUCAAUUUUAGUAGAUCAAACAUUUUAAAUCACAAGUAUACUUUUGUACUGAGAUUAUCUAUUAAAAAACAAACGCAAAUUUUAAGUGUAAACCAAAUAUGAUUGAACUAAAUUUCAUAUAUGUUUUAGCCACGGCCUUUAUUGUUGUCAGUCUCUCACACUUGGAGUUGUCCUCAGAUGCUGUGCCCCUUCAGUCGCAUCCUUCAGGUGUGCACAUUCAAGAUUUGCGCAAGCAACCAGAUUUGUAUGCAGCGGCCAGCAAUCAGAACUUGAAUGUCGUCCAAAAGAACACUACGCUCGAUAAGACAAAAGAAAAGAUGAGAGUUCAUGUGCAUCCGGCACUGACCACCAAGUUUAUGGAAUUUGUGGCGCAGGCACAGAUGAGGGAAGGCGAGGAAACGGAUGAACCUCCCGAUGGAGCAUCUGAUAAUGGAGUCGAUGAUUCUACAGAUGCAGGAGCAGGUGGCGGUGGAGCAGGCGGCAGUGGAACUGGCGGCAAUGGCACUGACACUGGCGGCACCAAGGGUCACGAGAUUACCAUAUCGGUGCCGAAAUUCCAUAAGGAUCACAUGGGCAACUGGAUUUACCAUGUAUGGGGUGCCACCUAUGGCAAUUUGUGGGGCGACACACGAUUCAACAAUGCACAGUUCACCAUACCACGCAUUCGCGUCGAUUCAAAUGCAUCCAUCAACUACUAUCCCGAUGGUCCCCGUUCGACUGUUUGCAUGGGAUCAACAAUCUACAAUGUUCCGGCUGUCCAAAAUUGGCUGAGACGCAAUGUCUAUACGGAGGUGCAUAAACAUCCAACCUUGUUGGAUCCACUCCGGCAACAGAUCUACAAAGAAGGCAGAUCCGAGGAGUGUCAUGAUCCCGAAAAGUAUUCCAAAUGGAAGGAUUAUCAGGAGUGUGCAAUGCGACGCAAUCAGCGCAUGGAAUAUUACAUUCCCAAAUAUCCGCUACAUCAAAUUGGCUUCAAAGGCUCCAAGGAAGGUGCCAAGCAUGCAUAAUUCAAACAUUGUCAAUUCGUACACUACAAGAAUGUUUCGAGCCUGGAAUUUCUUUUGAAAUAAUUGCAUUAAUAAUAUAAUAAUAUGUUGUAUAUUUGGAAAUAGAUUAUUGUGAUACCAUUUCGUAUUUGCACUGAAAGAAAAGUUAAACUCUUA
Drosophila sulfurigaster albostrigata is the source of this 1185-nucleotide messenger RNA. RefSeq lists its product as uncharacterized. The transcript has 3 exons. The coding region runs from base 121 to 1029 and encodes 302 amino acids. The record is from RefSeq and is a predicted model, not a curated record. NCBI's taxonomy places the organism in Eukaryota, Metazoa, Arthropoda, Insecta, Diptera, Drosophilidae.